AUGACCCUCCAUGGUGAAACAGACUUCCUCAUGUGUAGGACGUUUCCUACACUUCUGGGCGGGAGAGCGUUGGCGUGGUACACUACCUUGCCAACUGGGAGUAUUGCUUCCUGGGAUGAUUUGGCUAGCAAGUUUCAAACUCAUUUCGUGACAAGUCGCCCAAUGCCCAAAUCUGUCCACUCUCUUGAGAAAAUCCGCCAGCAAUCUGGGGAGUCUCUCAGAUCUUUUUUAGACCGUUUCGGCAAGGAGGCUUUGUUGGUUCAGGGUCUUGAUCCUAAAGUGAAGGUACAUAUAUUCUUGUCAGGUUUGAGACAAGGAGCUUUCGCCUAUGAACUCGCCCGCCAUGGAAUAAUCGACUUGGAGGAGGUCAAGAAAAAAGCCCAAGAGUUCAUGCGGAUCGAAGAAUAUAAAGGGAGCAGAUCUGAUGACGGGCACAACCGAGACAAAAAAGCCAGCAAAACUAAAGACCAAGAUGAAGAGGAUAGAAAAACUCAUAAGUCCUCCAGAUACACGGGUUGCCCUUUAGGGCGUCGCUCCUCAGGACGUCAGUCACACAGCGUGCUGCAAACUGAGUAUAAGGAAGAGCAUAAGACCAACCCCCAACGCCAAGAAUCAGCUAGGUGUAAGAACCCGUACCGUUAA
Molecule: messenger RNA, 642 nt
Organism: Gastrolobium bilobum
Lineage: Eukaryota; Viridiplantae; Streptophyta; Magnoliopsida; Fabales; Fabaceae
Exons: 1
Coding region: 1-642 (213 amino acids)
Source: RefSeq, a predicted model, not a curated record